Messenger RNA from Rhododendron vialii, 1656 nucleotides. RefSeq names its product disease resistance RPP13-like protein 4. Lineage: Eukaryota; Viridiplantae; Streptophyta; Magnoliopsida; Ericales; Ericaceae. The record is from RefSeq and is a predicted model, not a curated record. The transcript has a single exon. Bases 1 to 1656 code for a protein of 551 amino acids.
AUGUCCAUCAAUGAAGCUCCACCCUCACAGUCUGAUGACAGUACUCCAUCCAUCAACAGUACCAGUCCUUCUAAGGCCAAGUGCUCAAUAGGAUCUUUGGCAGCUCUUUUCAAGGCCAAGCUCAAUAUCUCCAAACACAAAUCAAAACCCGAACCUAAACGGUUUGAGCUGAGCAACCGCAACGCUGCGUCUAGCAGUGCAACCACCGCCGCCAACAACCACGACCAUGGUGGAGCUCCAGCCCUCUACAAAUUGAUCCAUCAAGACCUCAGUUCCAUGGAAGAGUUCAUAGCUCGUCUGAAUGAGCAAAUCAACCAUGCCCAUUACAAGCUUAAGGAGCUGAAAACAAUAGGUAGUACUAGCAGCAGGACAGAACUCGACGAGCUCAGAAAGCUCAAAAUGGUGGUCGCCAGGCUAAAAUCCCAGAUUCCUUCUCGGCUUAAAAUCCCUUCUUAUGAUUCCAACCGCAGAACAUGGCCGGACAUAAACAAAACCGGCGAUGAAAUGAUUCACUUGUACUGGAGGCCAGAGUUUGGCAGCUCCAGUGAACCUGAAGACCUACAGAGAGCUUUGGAUGGACUCCCGUACAUGGUAAAACGCUAUUUGUUUUGUUUCUUGAUUUUCCCACCAAUGACUAUUAUAAAGAGAACGUUUUUGAGGUAUUGGUGGAUAGCUAACAGAUUAGUGGGGUGGCAUGCGAAGCGAAAUAACAUUGCAGGAAAGUCGGGUGAGGAUAUUGGCAAUGAGAUCUUCGAUAUGCUAAUUGCAGAGUGCUUCAUCAAGCCUGUUUUCCAAAAGCGUGGCUUGGUUCCGGACAGUUGCCAGAUGAGUCAUUCUGUUCAUUCUGCUCUAACCAUCGCGGCCAAUGUUUAUCUACGCACAUUUUAUGUUCUUGGUCGAAAUAAUCAAACUAUUCGUCUAGAUAGGUAUUUACGUGUUAUCAAUAUCGGCGAGGCUAUUAUUGACGGCGGGCCUCAACUAUUUGAGAAGAUGAGAAAUAUCACGAUUGUUUACCUGGGUAGGCGGCAAAGCUUAGCCACGCACCACAUUGAGGUUGCAGAUACCAAAAUUCUCCAUGGCCUGAAGAAUCCGAGUCAGUUGGAGUUUCUUAGCCUUAGAGGAAUUUCUUUGAUCACAGAGCUUCCCUCAUUCAUUUCAGAGCUCACUCAUCUAAAGAUCCUUGAUCUCCAAGCCUGUCACAAUCUUGAGUUAAUUCCAGAUGGGAUUGGUUUGCUACAGCAGUUGACACAAUUGGACAUGUCUGAGUGUUACUUUCUAGAAUACAUGCCCAAGAGCCUUGCUCAUCUAUCACAGCUUGAAGUCCUUAAGGGAUUCCUCAUUCAAGAUUCCAAGUAUGACAAACAGUCGUGUACACUCGGCGAUUUGUCUGGACUGCAAAAGCUGAGAAAACUGAAUAUCUACACGAGUGUGGAAGAUUUUCCUACAGAAAGGGACCUUAACGAUUUCCAAAAAUUUGAAGCCCUACAAAAGCUUACAAUAUCAUGGGGAGGAUGCUCUUCACAAAGUGCUCAUAUGCAAACACAAGAUGAUGUAAUGCAGUCACUGGCUGUAGACAACGAAGACCUUGGAAUCAAAAAACAAGCCAAGAGCGAAGCAGAACCAGCAGUCAAAUUCAUUCUGCAUAUUACUUCCUGA